This is a messenger RNA of Tetrahymena thermophila SB210, 3540 nucleotides long. Its product is annotated as ATPase, P-type (transporting), HAD superfamily, protein. The record is from RefSeq and is a predicted model, not a curated record. The transcript has 5 exons. Gene Ontology annotation, cellular component: membrane. Gene Ontology annotation, molecular function: ATP hydrolysis activity; ATP binding; P-type transmembrane transporter activity. Lineage: Eukaryota; Ciliophora; Oligohymenophorea; Hymenostomatida; Tetrahymenidae.
AUGAAUAAAGUUUCAGAUUCUAAAACAUCUGAAGGAAGAUAGGCUGUGAUUGUGCAUGCUUCAAACGUGGAAGGUGGAUGUCAUGUAAAAGAGGUCUUCUUACUUUAAAUUAAAACAAGUAGAAUAGCUCUUACUAUUUUGCUUUCUAUUUUGACUGGGUUCUUAUUCGCUCUUUUUCUAAGAUGGUCGUUUAAAUUAAGAAAGAAUUUCCUCUAUGAAAAGGUUUAUCAAAUGAGAGAUGCUACUCAUUUCUUAGUCUGCAACGAAGAUGGCACUGAGCUUAUUGAAAAUAAAGUAGAAUUUAAGCUGAGAAAUUGGAAGAAUAAUUAAGUAGAAGUAUAAAUUGGAUUUAAAAGUCGUAAAUUAGACUAUAUCUAUCACAAUCAAAAAGAAAAAAAGCAAUAAGAAGAAAGCAAAAUUAAAGACGAAGAAAAUAUAAUAUAAAAUAGUUAAUAUGAUAACUCAAUCCCUUACUUCAAAGCUGUUGAGUAUCCAAUAUGUGAAAUUCCUCUAUCAUAAAUGAGUGAAAAACAAUACCUCAGUGAAAGUUAGGUUAGCGAAUUUAGAAAAGAAUAUGGUUCCUGUGAAAAGAAAAUAGAAAUUCCCUCAAUUUUUGAAUUUUUAAUCUAAGAAAUGACAUCUCCUUUUUAUUUUCUUCAAUACGCAAGCGUUGUCGUUUGGUUUAUGCAAAAUUAUAUUCAAUUCUCUGUUAUUAUCAUUUCUGUUUAGUUUUCAAUCACAAUUUUUAACUACAUCAUGACUCGUGUUUCUCUCCUCAAGAUCAAAAAAAUGGCUCUACUAGACCACUAAGUGAGAGUAUUUAGAGAAGGUAGUACAGAAUAAGGCUAAUUAAUUGAUAGCAAAUAUCUAGUAACAGGCGACAUAAUAGAACUAGAAGAGAAGAUGACAAUUCCUUGCGACUGCCUCCUAAUUCAAGGAGAAUUGCUUAUGAAUGAAGUUUCUCUAACAGGAGAAUCUAUUCCAAUUCCUAAAGUCUCCAUAGCCUCAAAUGAAAAUUUACCUUUCAAUUACGACUCUGUUGAUCAUAAGAAACACUAUCUCUUUGAUGGUACUGUUAUCUUUUAAACAAAAUCUUCUUAGUCUUCUAAGAUACUUGCUAAAGUUGUUAGAGUUGGAUUUACUUCAUUCAAAGGAUAAAUUUUAAGAUCCAUUCUAUAUCCUCGCCCAACUGAGUUCGAUUUUGUAAAAAACUCCCUACUCUUUUUCAUAGGUUUUGCUGUUCUCCAAUUCGCUAUAUAUUUAGCUAGAGUUCCUAAGAUGUAUGAUAUAGAGAUUUCAGUAAUCACAUAUUUCUACAGAUUAUUUGACACUCUAACAUGGACCCUUCCUCCAUUUUUACCUAUAUUCCAAUCACUAAGUUUAUCAUUCGCCUUAAUGAGAUUAAGGGUACAUAACAUAUUUGGAAUCGAACCAUAAAAAACUAUGAUUGCUGGUAAAAUAACUUAUAUGUGCUUUGACAAAACAGGAACCUUAACUACAAAUGGCAUUGAAGUAAAUGGCUACUUUGAUGAAAACUUAGGCAAAAUGAUUACUCUUGACGAUUUAAAACAACAAUCUUUAGAAUCUAUUGCAAAAAGCAUUCAUUUUAAACUUUUUGCUACAUGCCAUGGAGCAUAUUUGAUGAACGGAUAACUAGUGGGAGAUAUGCUUGAUAUUGAAAUGAUGAAAUAUUCUCAGUUUAAGUUAGAAAAUUCAUCUGAUAUUUCUAUUAAAUUCAAAGCAGGAUUUUAAGAUACCAAAUUAGAAGUUUUGCAAAUGUUUGAAUUUGACUCUUCUUUGCAACGUAUGUCAACAAUAGUUAGAGAUUAAGGUAAGAAAUAUGCUUUCCUUAAGGGAGCUCCUGAAAUGGUUAAAGAAUUGUGCAUACCAUCAACUAUCCCAUCCAAUUUUACUGAAAAAUUGAAUGUUCUCUCUCUGAAAGGCUUUCGUAUUUUAGGUUUAUCCUACCGCGAACUUAAUGAAAAUGAGAAUCCCUAAGCAAUGCAACGUUAAGAUUUAGAGAAAAAUUUGAACUUCUUAGGGUUUUUGGUUUUGGAAAACAAACUGAAACCAGACACAGCUGAUUGUAUUUAGAGAUUAAAAGAAGGUGGAAUUGAAUGCAAAAUUAUUUCUGGCGAUAAUCCUCUUACUACUCUCUAAACUGGCUCUGAAUGUAAUAUCCUUGAUGAGAAUAAUAAAGUUUAUUUUAUAGAUGCUGCCCCAUGUUCUAACGCUUUAAGAAGCAAGCUUGUUGUUUAGAAAGUAGAAAACGAACACAUUGAGAUGGUUAAUAAUUCUGAUGAAUAAGAGCGUUCAUUUGAAAUCUUAGACUAGCUUAUAGCCAACAAUGAAUAAAUAGUAAUUACUGGUAAAGUUCUGGAUUACUUUGAAAAGACCUUUUAAAUGAUGACUGGAAGUGAAACAGAAAUCGAGCUUUGCCAUUACUCUCAUCUUUUCUCAAAUAAAAAUAAAAACACUAAACUGAAUACAGAGACAGAAACUCUAAAAUCUUUUAAUAGAACUUUAGAAGAGAAAUUAAUUCUUUAUUGCAAUCUGAUAGUAAACACUAGCAUUUUUGCUAGAAUGCGCCCUGAAUAAAAAAGAAGAAUUAUUGAAAUCCUGCAAUCGCAACAUCUCAGAGUAGGAAUGAUUGGGGAUGGUGCUAACGACUGUGAGGCUAUCAAGCAAGGUGAUAUUGGUAUUUCAUUUGCAGCAGCUGACGCUGCUUUGACUGCUCCUUUUUCUUCUAAUGAUGACUCAAUUAAGUGCGUUGAAACAAUUUUGUUAGAUGGAAGAGCUACUUUAACAAAUAACAUAGAAAUAUUCAGAGUAAUCAUUAUUUAAAAUAGCUUAAAGUUCAUGGGUUGCGUUGUUAUGAUGGAAGAAGCUUAAAACUUUGGCGAUUUCUAAUUUACUUAUUUAAGCUUCUUCUGUGGAAUGCCUUUGAUGGCUUUACUUGCAAUAAGCAGACCAAAUAAGAAAUUAAGUCCUCAUAUUCCUGAUGACAAAUUUUAUAAGCUGCCAAAUUAGAUAUCCAUUUAUUCUCAAAUUUUAAUUUACAGUAUUUCCCUAAUUAUUGGCUGCAUUGUCUUAAAAGCUUAACCAUGGCACACUCCAACUUAUACUUUAGAGGAAUUUUAGGGUGUUUUUAUAUUUAGAAAGGAAGGAGCACUAAAUUCAAUAGUAUUCCUUAUGAUUAAUCUAUUCUAUAUGUCAUCCGGCUUUAGCUAUUUUAUUUCUAGUCCAUUUAAACUGAAAAUCUAUAGAAAUUAUUUGCUAUCCAUUUAUUUAUUGGCUUACUCUAUCUAUGGAAUUAUAGUGAUUGCCAGACCUGAGCAUCAAAUUCCUGACUUCUUGAUAUAUAAACAGCUUCAUGAUAAGUAUGAUUUCAUGGGUUAUAUAUUGCUUAUAACUUUAGUAGCAUGCUCCUCAGCAAUUAUAAUAGAAGAUUUUAUUAUCAAAAAAUUUCUCAUUUUCAAAGAAUUCUCGAUAUAAAACUUUAUCCACUACACAAAAUUUAAAACCGCAGUCAAAUAAUGA